Messenger RNA from Peronospora belbahrii, 3984 nucleotides. The record is from the annotation of a GenBank genome assembly. NCBI's taxonomy places the organism in Eukaryota, Oomycota, Peronosporomycetes, Peronosporales, Peronosporaceae.
AUGGGGAAUAAGAUAAACCGUUCUACAUCAGCACCACAACUAGCACUUGAUGCGCUAUUGUCGCGCCCUAGUGCUCUCCAUUCGUCCAUGUUCUCUCUCCAUGCAACUGCACACCACGGCGUACCAAGUAACGCUCAAACGUUGGCCUUCUGCGGUCUACAAGGUAUCUUGGCCGUAGGCACCGCGUCUGGGGCUGUUAAACUCUACGGAGCUGAGGGAAUUGAGGUUUUGCUGGAAGGACCUACGUCCGUGUCGCACUUGGCGGUGGGCGUAACCCACUUGAAGUUCACUGCGCGCCAGCGUUUGGUCGUGAUCUACACGGACAACUCUAUACGCGUCGUUGAUUUAGCUUCGGGUGCCAUACUCUGCUGUGUCUCUAGGAGCUGGACCACAAGCGUCGUCACGAGUAUCGAGACCAUCAGCUACAGCAACUUUCCCUUCUUCUUUGUGGCUACAGACAACGGAGAGAUGCACGUGAUACAGGAAGAAACGGGUCAAGUCAGCACCUACAUCAUUCGGCCGCAGGAUCUCACGGCCCGAAACGCUGAUGGUGUCACAGCGAUGGCAUCUCACCCGAGAGAUUCCAAUUUACUCCUGAUCGCCUAUGAUUCAUGUCCUGAUGUGCUGCUAUGGGAUUUCUCCAGGCGCAAAGUUGUGCGGAAGUUCUCCCUCUUAAGGAAGGUAAACAUGUAUCCAGAAACGUCUGAUGUGUCCUCUGCCGAUGUGGGUCUCAUCGUAAACUCCCCGCAGUCGUUGUCGUGGCAUGGUAGUGGCAAGAGAUUUGUGGCUGGUUACAAGCAAGGCGGCUUUUCGGUGUUUCAAGUCGAUAAACCCCACGGAAUUUAUCGAUAUGCUACAGGAACGGUAUCAAGUAAAGUGGUCACACCCGUGAAGCAGAUCAAUUGGGUGUGUGCGCCGCCAACUUCCAAACACGCUGUGCUUCCUGGUGCCAUCGUGCUCGCUGGAGGCCGCUCUGACAACACCGAAUCCAAGCUGUUAACCGUGAUCUAUCCUCCUCGAAACGGACGUAGCACCAAUGAUGUACUUGUAGACCUUUAUACAGCUGAGACAUUGGUUUGGAGUAUUGCUACGAUUGAGUCGGCAAAUCACGCCGAAAUCGUGUCUUUCAUCGUCGCUCAUGACCAAGUGGACUACAGUUCAAAAUUGGCUCCGUUGUCGCUGAUCUUACUCUCCGGAAAUUCAUUGGAUGGCUGCUUGCCAACAGUAAGCGUGCAGGGACUGCCGUGCUUCGUCAAACUGUGCGAUGGCGACGAAGAAGAAUGGGAAUGGCGGUUUGAUCGACUUCCGGAGCCUGCGGUUGUCCCUCCGCUGCUGCAUCUUAGUCCACUGAAGACUUUCGCACUUGUGAACCUGUCUGAUUCUGACAGCACUCUUCAGGAUGACUUACUCUCGACAUGGAACCAAGCGAAAUACAACCCUAUGUUUCGCUUUAUGGAUAGCAGUGAUUUUGAGUGGCCUAUUAAUGGUGGUAGCAUACUUGAGCCAAUGCUUAAGAAAUUUGCAACGCCAUGCACGCUUAACAGUGAAGCUGGCAUUGCACCAAAUGGAAUGAUACUGCUGACAGGACACGCAAACGGGUAUGUGCUUUUCUGGGAAGCUCGGACAGCUGGAGAUUGCGUCAGCAAGGGUGCUAUUCGCUUGAUUCAUGUGGUUGAUGUGUCGCUACAGAUGUCACCGGCUUCGGUUAACACAGAGAUUACGUGCCUGACAUUCUGCGCCGGCUCACGCACACUUGUGGUUGGUUUUGCAUCCGGUGCAAUUGUGGUCCUAGAGUUUGUUCAUUUGAAGAAAAAUAUUUCUUUGACUGAACAAGUACAGGAAAAUAAAUGCAGCGACGUGAGAAAUGGUGCUUUUGAUCUAGAGCAGAAGUCAAAUUCUGAUCAAGGAAACUUGCCUAAUGAACGAGCAGGUCAAAACGAAGCUGUUGGCUUCCGCACACUCUUCUUCUUUCAUGUACACACAGAACCGAUUUCAAAGCUGGUAAUAUCCUCCUUGUAUGGGUACGUCUGUAUAGCUGACGCCGCAGGCAUGGCAUCACUUGUAAACACGAAGACGCAGUCUUUUCAGGUACUGGUCUGCGAUUUUUCCCCUGCUUGUGAUGAGUCCAUGUUGGUGGGCUCAUUGCUGAUCAGUGAACUUGUCCAAACGACCGAAAUUCCUGGAAGUGGUUCUUUGCCUCUUUCUUCGCUGCUCACGAUGAAUAAAAGUGGUGGUAAAGGAUCGCGUGAUAAAAGUGGUGGUAAAGGAUCGCGUGGCUUCUUUACUGGUGACGAAAAUCUUCAGAAUACGACACAGUAUCGCGAAGUGGUCAUUGUGCUUUUCGUUGGACGUGGUAGCGGUAAACUGGAAAUGUACCAUGUGCAGUCAGCCACAAAAAUGGGAGAAACGCUCGUGGAUCCAGAAAAGACUACCAGUUUGUCGUCAAUCCUCAUGGUAGACAGCGAUGGCAAGCGUAUUGAAAUUCCAAGUCGCAAGUGGGUCGAGCGAGAUACGACCUUCAACAUUGCUGAUGGUGUCGGGAAUUCUACAGUUUCGAUCGACAUGCUGAAGCCAAAGCUAACAGAAGACAGACUGAGAAAUAAUUCCGCGAGUGCUAUAAACUACCAGCCGAAUUGGCAAGCACUAAUGGCAAGCGCAAGCUUCGAAUCAACGCAACAGCUUGUGAUGGAAGCAAAAGAUGAGAGAUCAAAGGCUGCAGCUGUUGAAGCGAUACCAGCUGAUGUUUCGAACCAGCUGACUUGGACACAAAGCUCUCCCAUUGAGAUCACAGUUCCUCCAGGAUCACUUGGGUUGCAUCUCUUUAUGGAGGUGGAGCAACACGCUGUUGUGAAAGGAUUUGCGGAUGACAGCAGCACAGCAAUUUUGCUUGCGAACAAGGGAAUCCGCAAAGGUUAUACUCUUACUGCAAUUAAUGGUGUGAAUGUGAUCCCCUUUGACCGCGAUUUGGUAUGCAGAGUUCUCGAAAAGCUUCGAGAUUACGAGAAGGUGCUAGUUUUUGCUGUAGGCUUCAAGUAUCCGGGAAUGCCUGUGAACGAUGAAAUUGGAAGCCUCAAUGGUCCGCUUGUCGAGUCACCAAAUGCUGUGGAAUAUGAACGACCACGUUUUUUAGUGUGCACGUGUGGCAAGGUGAUUCACGUCGUGCAGACGACAGUUCCUCGAGCAGCCGAGAUGGCAACGGGUCCUAAGGACAUUCCGGUGGUGCCUUUAGCAAGUGUUGAAUUGCAGGGGGUUGUGCUUGUCACCUCGUUAAUUCGAAUACCUGUUGGUGAGGGUUUCGAAAACUGCCUUGCCGUCGUUGACCAAAGUAAGCGCGUGUAUGUUCUCUCCCUACUCUCGCUUAAGCUAAUCUGGGAGGCAGAUUUGGACAACUUUGGCUUCCGGCUGGGCUACAGCAACUUAGUAGAUAUCUCGUACGGUGGUGAGCUUGUGCUUGCUAACGCUUUUGGUGAGAUAGAACGCUUCUCUCUGCUCGCCGAGGCAACCGCAAUGGAACGUGCUAUGCUUGAGUCCAUGUCUAUUAAGAUGCGUUUGUACCUGCCUGAGCGUGCGACCAUCUUUGAUCAAGCUGGCUUACCUCCAGCGACUGAUAGCGGCAAAAAGCGAGGCAUUGCAGCAGAUGCAGGAAAAAUAUUCAAAAAGUUGGUCUUCAGCGUCACCCAAGAGGUCACAGACUUGAACAAAAUCUUUCAUUUUUCAUCGGAGGAGGACGAUCGCAGGCGGCUCAUUAGAGACCGGUGUAUCUCGGUCAAAGAUGCUACAAGUGCUACAUCACAAACUGAAAUGGAAUUGAAUACCACAACAGACACGCUCAUGCAGGCGCAGCAGCGGCUUGCAGAACGCGGGGAAAAGCUGAACGAUUUAGGACUGAAAGCGCAGCAGAUGAAGAAGAUGUCUGAGGACUUUUAUCAGACGAUGAAAGCUUUCAACGAGAAGAAUGCCAGCAAAAAGUGGUAUGAAUUAUAG